AUGUCACUCCUGGAGGGUGUCCUGGCCGAGAUUCUAUUGCAUGUCCGAUCCACCAUGAAUGUCGCGCGUUCAAUCAAUCAGUUUCCAAACAAUAUCCUUUGUCUCAUCUUUCAGUAUGCGUUGGAUCCGCUGUAUGAUGAGGACAGCCCAUGGCCGAAUCGGAGGUCUCCGUUACCGUCGAGGAAGAUGCUCAGGAAUAUCACCCACGUCUGUCACCGAUGGCGGGAGGUCGCUGUCAGUACAUCGUCUCUUUGGACGAUUCUCUGCACUCGCGAUUACGUGCCAUAUGACACUGUGCUACAACGCUCGAAGGAUUCACUUCUAAAGGUGCACGUCCAUGAGGGAGACGCCGAGAUGCUUAAAAUCUUUGCAUCAGAUGCCGCAACGGCGCGCAUAGAGGAACUCCGUCUGAAUUAUGUCAGUAUGGACCUCUCCGAGCCUCACCCAACGAGCUAUGUUCAAUUCUCUGCACCUAAUCUCAGGGUGGCGUGGCUUGAUGACGUGGAAAUGACCGCCGACGGUGAAGGCGUAGUCGGUCCUUUGCUAUUCCAGGGAAAUACUCCUUGCCUCACAUCGCUGACGCUGGAUGGCGUGGAGUUUCUUCCGAGCAAUCAAUUCGAGAACCUCACGCAUUUGUCGAUAGUGGGAUUGUUGUCAUCCUCACGCGCGACCCUGUCAGAUGUGACUGCUUUCCUCUCGGGGUGCUCCAGACUAGAGGAACUCGUGGUCGAGCUCUUGGACGUGUAUGUACCGCCCGAUAGCACGAAUCUCCACGCGCCGUCAUUGCAAAAUCUACGGAGGAUGGCCAUCGGUUCUGCAGAGACAGCAGGGACGCUACUCGCCUCAUGGCUUAUCGCACACGCUAAUAGGUCUGAAGGGGUGACUGCGCGCAUCUUUGACCAGGAUACUUUCCCACUUCGGUCUGAAUUCUCCUCCAUUUACGGGCCGUCCUUCGACGGCCUGCACACACUUGACGUGCGCGCUCUGCAUAAACCCGAGUGUGAGCCGACUCUGGUUGUCAUCGCUUGCAACGCGCUAUCGGUGCUCCGUGUCGAGUGUUCAAAAUCGAACCACAGUUGGCUGGAGACAGACGACCAAGGCUCGCUCCUGUGGUGCAAUUGGCCGCUAAUGCUUGUACGGGAGCUUCACAUAAGAGAAUCGGAGGUUGUGCGCGAGCACGCAGGUCUCGGGUCGUUGCUCUCGCGACUAGUCUCGCUGACGUCGCUAGUGGUGCGCGUCGGGUAUGCUUCCAAGGCCGAGAAGUCCAACGUGCUCCGCAUGCUCGCAGGUUCACAACUCCUCUGUGCCGACCUCACCACGUUGCGCGUCAUCUCCGAGGAUGUGUCUGUAGUAGACGAUAUCAUCGCUCUCGCGACGAUCAGAGCUGAAUGCAAACAUCCCCUUCGCGCCGUCGUCCUUGAGUCCACCCAGCAAGCCGUUGACGAGCACGCACUGGCGAAUUUGGAGGCACUAGAUGCGUGUGUGGACUCCUUACAGGUGGUGCCGCCGUCUGUGGGGCCUGAUGUGGAAGAGAAGUGGCCGGCUCUGUGUACUGGGGGAGCGGAGAUUUUCUGGCCGGCGUUGUACUGA
Molecule: messenger RNA, 1590 nt
Organism: Sparassis crispa
Lineage: Eukaryota; Fungi; Basidiomycota; Agaricomycetes; Polyporales; Sparassidaceae
Exons: 1
Coding region: 1-1590 (529 amino acids)
Molecular function (GO): protein binding
Source: RefSeq, a predicted model, not a curated record